AUGUUUCGCACCGCUCCCCGAUUAAUUGCCCGCCAAGGCGCACUGCGCGCCGUCCCACGUGCCUCUCUGCCCGCCCGGAGAUUCAUUAGCACAGCGCCUCCAGCGCAGAAGAGCAGGAGUUGGAAGAGCUUGGUUGCGCGAUUGGGUCUUGCUGGCGCCAUAAUAUACUACUACAACACCACCGACAUUUCCGCCGAGCCAAGACUAGACCUCGCGCCCGCGCUCCCCACAACCGAAGUCGAGUCCGAAACCCUCCCCACCAUCGAAUCCAUCUCCGCCGAGCGCGCGCAACGCAAGGCUGUCCAGCAACAGCUAGAGCUCCAGCGCCAGAAGGAGGCAUCUGCUGCCGAGGAGGCUGCGCGCGCCCAGCAACAACAAUCAUCCAGCCAUGCCGAACCGCAGGAGGGUGGUAUCGAGGGCCUAGAAGCCGAGGCCGACCAGCAGGGCGCGUUCAAUCCCGAGACCGGCGAGAUCAACUGGGACUGCCCGUGCCUGGGCGGCAUGGCGACAGGGCCGUGUGGGGAGGAGUUCAAGGCGGCGUUUAGCUGCUUCGUGUACUCGAAGGAGGAGCCGAAGGGUAUGGACUGUAUUGAUAAGUUCAAGGACAUGCAGAACUGCUUCCGCCAAUACCCCGAAGUCUACGGCUCGGAAAUCGACGCAGAUGACGACGACGACGACGACAUGACCGCCGAUGCCGCCGCCGACGUUUCCACCCCCUCCGACUCACAGCCCACGCUUUCCGGCGAGAAGAACACAGGCAGCCCGAGCCCCGCAAGCAAUGCCACUGAUGCACCAGUAGCCAAGGAGCCUGUCACGAAGGCGUCGAAGAGCAAGAGCGUGGUCCCUGCGUCGUCGGGACCGCACUCGGCCGAGAAGGUCGCGGAGAAUAGGCGCGAGUUGGGGCUUGUGCCGGAGAAUUACAGGCCG
This is a messenger RNA of Macroventuria anomochaeta, 927 nucleotides long. RefSeq lists its product as uncharacterized. The annotation marks the transcript as partial. The transcript is spliced from 3 exons. Gene Ontology annotation, biological process: protein import into mitochondrial intermembrane space. Lineage: Eukaryota; Fungi; Ascomycota; Dothideomycetes; Pleosporales; Didymellaceae. Gene Ontology annotation, cellular component: mitochondrial intermembrane space. The record is from RefSeq and is a predicted model, not a curated record. Gene Ontology annotation, molecular function: protein-disulfide reductase activity.